CUCAGCGCCGUGUACCACACCCCAUUCAACGUCUUCUACUACAUGAGACACAGACAGCGCGAGCCCCGCAUGUUUGGCCUCCGCUUCGAAGAUGAGCGUGCCGUUGACUACUGUAUAGAAAAGGAACUGCCUGCAUGUGAAGAGGUUUGCUGCGUCCAAUCAGCUCCCGACAACCUUGGCACUAAACUUAAGGACCUCGGUUGGAAAAUACGCCGCUGGCACUUCCCUCACCUGAGAGACGAUGACUUAGAUUGGAUGUGCAACAUCCUAGAACCCUUCAAAGAUUGCAGUUUGAGCCUGGUCAUCCCGAGUGACAAACUCACCGGAUCGGGAAGUCGCCGGCUGGUUGAGAUGUUGCCUAACGCAAAAUACAUUUACUGUGACCCGCGCCCUAAACCUCCUUCCUCUGCUUCUUCACAAGCAUCGACGUCGACUGAAGAUGCGGUGUCACAAGAGUAUCUUUCACGAUCGAAAUUCACAGAGUUAUCUACCGACAUAAUCCUUCAGUGGGUGAAUAAUGCGGCGAGUAAGUGCCAGACUGGUAAACCAAGCAUUAUGUUUGCUUGUAUUGUUUCAAGCAUACGCGAUAUAUUGAUUUCAAUAUGAAUCAAACUAUUCUUGAACUAGCAUUUUCAAUAGUGAACAGAUUAUUAUUGCAAGCCUAAGAAGUCAAAUGCCGAUUGAUGGCUCAUUAUAUAUAUUCGAAAGCAGGCCCCGAAAAAUUUUAGAGAUAAGGAACAUAAAGAAAUGUAAAUUGCAUCUUUGCAUUUGUAAAUUGCACAAGAAUCAUUUGAAAGUCUAGCGUCAGCAAUUUCCUGUUUUGCUUCAACGCUUCUGGUAAAAUAAAUGCGUGUGAUGAAUAAAAUUUUCUGAAUAAACUAUUGAAUCUUUCCAUUAGGUUAUCAGGUGAAAGAAGAUAAUUAUUCUCAGUAUGAGAUUUAUAUUCAUUUGAAACGUGUAAAACCUAUAUCAAUCCUCUGCGACUGAAAGUACAAGGCAUUACACUUUCAAUCGUAAGCCUAAUGUAAUUUGUUAAUGGAUCAGUCUUACUGACAUAAAAGAUGUGAAGCCAGUUUUCAUGUGAAAUGUCAACUUUAUCGAAAAUUUAUUAGAAAUGAAUGAGCACGUUUCCUUUUCAAUUUUAGUGAUUGCAUACGAUGAUUUUUUCGCCUUCACAAGGAUUCUGAUGAGUUUUUUAUUAAAAUGUGUUUCCGAAUUAAACGUUUGCUUCUUCAUUACUUUUGGAUAACCAGAAAUCGAUCAAGAAGAUGGGAUACUUUUUUUGCUCUGCAACGAGGUAAUUCGUUAACUAAAUCGGAUCACACCAUCCCGCUGCAGGUUUGGUCACUUAUGACGUGCCUUCUGACAAUAGAUUUUAUUUUGCGCAUUAUAAUUCCAACUAUUCACGUGAAAUUGGAAUUGCUGGUAGCUAUCAUGGAUCAUGUUAAUAUGUGAACAAGCUGAGAUUUAGAACGAGGCCGAAUUUGAUAUAUUAUAAUUAAAUCCUCAUUUUCUGGCCAUAUGAGCUGUGCUCAUGGCUGCAAACUCAAAGCGGUUGUUCAAUAUUUGGAGUAUUUGGUGAGCUUAAUUCUGACGUCUCUGUGUGAUUACGUGUGAAAAUAGAUAAUGGAGGAUAAUAUUACUUUUAAAACUUGAGGGAACUGCUACACCAUCGGUAUAGCAGUUCCACUUUGGGCACCUAGCUUGUAAGAGCUUCAAUUAUUCAUCUGACUCCAUAAAAUAAGACAUAGUGAAUUUUCCAGCAUAACAACCUCUCAGUAAACUACCAACAUCCUUAUAAUUUUGGGCAUAUGUGAUCGACUACACCGAAUUCGCAUCGUGACAAAAGUUUUCUCCGAUGCAGACAAGAAACAGAGAUAAAAUUUUGUAGCAGAAUAUUAUCUAUUAGGUUAUCAAUUGCGAAAGCCACCAGAAUUGCGGAGUUGCUUUCCCUGCUUGUGUCUUGAUAAUAUUAAUGUGUGUAAAUUUCAAGAAUCCAUCCGACAAAAAAGAUGGAGAUUGACUGGAUGAAACACCAUGCUGCAUUUUGGGUGCUCGCCAGCGUCGA
Molecule: messenger RNA, 2068 nt
Organism: Hyalella azteca
Lineage: Eukaryota; Metazoa; Arthropoda; Malacostraca; Amphipoda; Hyalellidae
Exons: 3
Coding region: 43-606 (187 amino acids)
Source: RefSeq, a predicted model, not a curated record